This is a messenger RNA of Nilaparvata lugens (brown planthopper), 4027 nucleotides long. RefSeq names its product PDZ domain-containing protein 8 (gene Pdzd8). Gene Ontology annotation, biological process: mitochondrial calcium ion homeostasis. Gene Ontology annotation, cellular component: mitochondria-associated endoplasmic reticulum membrane contact site. The record is from RefSeq and is a predicted model, not a curated record. The coding region runs from base 287 to 3073 and encodes 928 amino acids. Gene Ontology annotation, molecular function: lipid binding; protein binding. The transcript has 17 exons. Lineage: Eukaryota; Metazoa; Arthropoda; Insecta; Hemiptera; Delphacidae.
UGUGAACUUUGAACCUGUACCGUACACAUUCUCUGUUCUGUUUUCUGUAAUGAUUCAAACAUUAUUCUUUGUAUAAACUCAGGGCAUUUAUAGUUUUAAUCUUUGAACCACUUUCUAAUUCUGCAUCAGAAAUAGAGACAUUCUUUAUCAUGAAUUAUAUAAAACCCUGUGGAUUGUUAUUCAUGUUCUGAUUGCAGCCUUAUUGCUAAGAUUGUAAGAAAUGGACAAGGAUGAAACUUAGCUAGAUACAUCUCCGUCUACACCUCCAGCUACCCCAAGAGAGGAAAUGGAUAUUUUCAUCGCCGUCAUCUUAGUCGUGUUCUGUUUUUCUGCCGGUGUUGUUCUAACUUUAGUUAUUGAGUGGUACCUUUUCAACCUCUACAUUAUGAAACGUCCUUAUGUUGGGCCUAAAGAUAAGCCGUCAUAUCAGCCGAUCAAACUACCCGAGGCCUUGCGUGACAGCAUAGAAUCAACGCUGGGCAAGAAGGAAGAAGUUGGUUCUUUGAAUUACUUGUUCCAAUUCCUAUUCCAAGAGUGCAGAAAUACGGAAAGAGUUCGACAAUGGUUCUGGCAAAAGUUGACGCUCGAAUUGGAAGAGUUACUCACAAGAACUACUACUGGAAAGAUGUUUGAAAGUAUUGCGCUCCGAGAUUUGGACCUAGGCAAUGAAUUUCCGGCUAUAAAAUCGGUUGAAAUGAAAGAGAUCAAUUUAGAUCCCUCAUCUGGAUUGAUCAACGAUUUGGAAUUGUGUAUGGAGCUGGAUUAUAAGGGAGGAUUUCAGCUUUCAAUUGAUGCAGCUAUGCGACUCUCCAAAACAGCUCAUGUCGCUGUCAAAGUGAAUCAGCUGACUGGUUUGGGUCGAUUAAAGUUCACAAGACAUCCCUACACACACUGGUCAUUCAGUUUCUACUCGGAUCCCACUCUUCUCUUGUCUGUGGAGUCGCUAUUUCAGGGACGAUCGUUGCCACAGAUCAACUCAAUUAUUGCUAGUCAGAUAAGAAAAUCCCUGAAGAGGAAACACACGUUGCCAAAUCAUAAAGUGCGCUACAAACCGUUCUUCCCGAAAAUAGACCCCACGUUCAUAGACGAAGUGUCGGGAACGGUACCAUCAGGUGUUCUCGACGUCACUAUUCUGGAAAUCUCGAGGAUAACCGAGACAACUGGGCCUGUGUUUUGUAGUCUUGCCAUUGAUGCUCUAGCUUGGGUGGAAAUGGUACACUCGGAAUUGGGAAGUUAUCUGACGAUGGAUAUAUCUGUCCCAAAACCGAUAAGUGGUCAAUUCGGCGUUAGUUUUAAACAAGAAUUCGUUCCUGACAAAUAUCAGGUGUGUAUAAUAGUAGAUUCAGUUUCCAGUGUAGUGGGGAACGACGCUUGCGUAGGUGAUAUUCUAGUGGCUGUGGACGGCAAACGAGUCAACAAUCUGUCGCAAGUUUCGAAAUUUGUGAGGCAGAGUGUCGAUAAAGUGUCCUUGAGGGUGGAGAGGAGGCUCAAGGUCAAUGCACCAACUGAAGAGAAGGUACAGGAGCCCUUUGGUCUGAGGCAAAGGCGUGGAUCAGGUGAUAAGGGAGAUAAGGGUGAUAAGACUGAUAGUGACAGCAGUAAUUCAACUUCUGUUUCAGAUUCACCAGCUAGAAGAUCCCUUCGCGGAAGUCCUGAGCAUAAACUGAAAAUUGGCCGAUUAUCUGUGAGCUUUGACAGCGAAGCUGAUUCCAGCUCUAAGCUUCAGGUUCUCACUACCAAAGAGCAGCCUCAUUCACAAGUGAUAUCCUUCAAUGAGACUCUACGAUUCCAUGUCAAUUCAGAGCACAAAUACUUGAACAUGAGUGUUUGGAGCAAGGGAGAGAGGAAUACACUUCUCGGUCAUAUCAGCUUGCCUCUCAUUUCACAGAUCUGUGUUCCAACUCCCGGCCACCGUAUAAAGCUCUACUCUCUUCUGCCUCCUGACCCUCAUUUAGUCAACACUAUGAACCAUCCACUGUCGUCACACCCGGGCUUCGAGCCAUGCCUGUGUUUUGGCGACAUUCUGCUGGCGAUCUCGUUUGCAGCCAGCGGUGGUGUAGGUGGGGGAGUGUCCACAGUGGUGACGUCAUCAGCGGCAGGAUCACAGCAGCUGUCCGUUCCUUCAGUGACCACAAGUCCGGCCCUGGCGCAUGUGCAGUCGUCGUCGCUAGCAGCUCCCAUCAUACAGCACGACUUUGUGCGCACACACUUCACGCGCACCACCCAGUGCGGGUUCUGUUUCAAAAAGAUAUGGUUGAAAGACGCAUUCCAGUGUGACGGCUGCAAAAUGACGUGCCACAAGAAAUGUGUGAGCAAAUGUCAGACUUCCUCGUCGUGUGCGAGAACUCAGGCUGAACGAAGGGCGUCGUCACAUCCAGAAAUCAUUACAACUAGUCCCGACGAUCCCGAUCCUGCCAACCAGAUCGAGGAUUGUUGUAACGAGAAAAAUGGUAGCCAAUCUGUGGCCGGAGCGACACCGACAGGCCGCCGGCUCAGCUCACUGCUAGCGACAGUCGCCACCAAAGGCCUGAAGCGGGCCGGCUCUGCCACCAACCUAGCCCCACCAGGCGGCCAUCCGAGCGGUGUGCCAGGCGGGUCUGUCAGUCUGCCACCGUCGCCGCAGCAUUCGCCCUCGCCCAGCCGAAAGACGUCGCUAGCGGACGGAGCGGCGCUGUUCGCAGUCGCGGACGACGGCAGCGGUCGCGACGAGAUCGGCGCCGCCCUGGAGGCGCUGCUGUCACGUCCCCAUCACGACGACGAGCUCAGUCUUGACGAGGCCAAGGCGUCGGGACGCCAGCUGUUCGCCGACCUACCGCCCGACGCCAGGAAGCAGCGCAUUGAUGCAGUGAUGACAAAACUGAAAGUGGCGAUCGACGCUGAAAGCCAUGUGCACAAGAAGCUGGCCCAAGAGGAGCAGGGAGGCUGUGACUCGUCAGCCAAGGCUCGCAACGCGUUCCUGGUCGGCAAAAGCGAGGAGAAACUGCAGGCCAUGACAGUGCUGAUGCUGCACUUGUGCGCCGGUCUGCAGGACGCUCAGGACUGUGUCCCCCCACAACAAACUGACAAACCAUAAGGCAACGUUUUUCUUCAGGGAAAAAGGAAAAACCUGGAUAAGCUCCAGAUAGCACAAAACGUUUUUUCAACGUUGAAAUUUGGUUGUUAUGGUUGAAGACCGUUAGAGGUUGAAUUCUUCAACUUCAUAAUUUCAAACCCUUUUCAAUGUUUUUUCAACUGGGAUUUCAACCUUUAUGUUAACCUUAAGGUGCGUACAGAUAAACGCGCCGCGAACAUGAGCAAUUCACUUUUAAUCAGCUGAUUAUAUCUGUAUUUUUACAGAAACGGUAAGAUACAGAUAUAAAAAGCUUGGCAUCAGCUGAUUAAAAGUGAAUUGCUCAUGUUCGCGGCGCGUAAAUCUGUACUCACCUUUAUAUUAUAAUUUAAACUUCUCCAAUCGUUACACGAUCCUUUAUGACAUCAUCCUCGUUCUCAAAGUGAUUUAACUUAUUUUCAACCACUUUCAACGUUGAUAAUUACGUUGAUUCGUCUGACAUUUUAACGUGUUUUUGAACGUUAUUUCAAAGUCUGUGUGCUACAUGGGAGGCUUGGAUAAUGGGUAGGAUGCUAAUAAUGGAAGAUGAGAUUUUUUCCAAGUUCCUGGUGAACUGUACCCAGUCAUGGUUCUGUAUAGUGAGAUUUUCUUGAACUGUCAGCAUUGGUUGAAUAAGAAGCAUUGAUGAUAUUUGUAAGGAAAGCUGACAGUUUCAAGUGCAUCUUAAUGAGAUUUACUUUCAACUGUCAGCAUAACUUGAAUAAUUGGCAUUGAUGAUAUUAAAUAUCAUAUAAUAUCAAGACAUUUUAUAAGUAAUGUUAACAGUUGACAGUGAAUCUCACGAUAGAGCCGUCUGGCAAAUAGGCCUACACAAUGACCUUCUGCAUUGAUAUAGGCUACAAUACUUUUUGAGCAUUAUUUCAUGCCAGGUGGUGGAACACUGCCAGUACUUUGUAGAACAGAAAACAAUUAUAUUCU